CAAUUCACAUGUGACAGCGAAGGUCAGCUUCCAAUAUGGCUUCUUGCACACGAAGGCUUGACAAAGUUAUGUGUUCAAUAAGGUUGUUACGGAAUAUACAACAGCAAAAUGAACGUAAGUCACAUGGAAUUAUAAAAUAAGUGUAGCUCGAAGGGUUGCUAUCAAUCAGUUGGGCAUUCCUUAGCUAGAUUUAGCCAAAACUGCCCUAGACGUUGCUAGCUAGCUACGUUAGCUAACGGUAGUUAUGUUAGCCAGCUAGCCACCCACUGUGUUACAAAAUUACAUUGUUUUUAGCUAGAUAGCUAGCUGCUGUUCUAGUUCGAGAUGGCUAUUGAAAUGUUUAAUAUUAUAAACAGACUGAGUCUUUUGUUUCCUCCUUAGGUUUCUUGUCCACAUCUAUGCGUCGCCUCGCGCAGGAGAGUGACGGUGGCAAGCCAACAAAAUUCACCCCUCCACCAAAACCUGUCAUCAUUGACAAAACACAGUCCGAGGCUUCACUGCGAAAGUAAGUAAAGACAUUCUAGUUAACAAACUGUGUUCAUAACACUGAAAACAUGGUGAUGUGAUGCAAGCCUGGUCCUAUAAUUGGUGUUCUUGCCAACACCAUUGCUGUCAUUGCCAAACCAAACAUUGGCAUGAUAACACAAACUGUGAUGUGAUUUAUAGUAACUGUUUCCUUUUGCAAUUCCUCUUGUUUUAUCAGCAAUUAUGCGACAUAAUAUCAUUCCAUUCCUGCUUUGGUUCUGUUUUUUAAUACAGGUUCCUGAGUCCAGAAUUCAUCCCACCCCGACAGAGAAUAAACCCAUUGAAGUUCUCCAUUGAGCGCAAAGACAUGAUCCAGAGGAGGAAAGUGCUCAACAUUCCAGAGUUUUAUGUUGGUAAGAGACCUUUUGAGAUAGUUGGUUUAUAAAUGAGACUUCAAUACACACCAUCCUAUCUAGGCUACUAACAAGGUCUUGAAAAGCAUUCUGCCUUCUCCCUACAGUUAUCAGCCAUUAACUUUGCCUACGACUGCCUCAUGAACUACAAUCCCGACGCUGUGUUUUAACGUUUAGAAACGUCAAUAAUCAUCGCUUACGAUACAGCACAGGUGGUCGGUCCCCUCUUGUCUUCUGUCUGUUUUCCGUAAACUUCAAGCUCUAACAUGGAGAUAUGGCCGUGUGUUGUAACACUAACCCUAUCAAGGUGUGUAUCAAUUUAACCCUUUUCUUGCUGAUAUGAAAGAUAAGGUCCUUAUGCUUCCAAUACCAUACCGCAAGCGACAUGUGUUAAUGUUCAGGUUGAGCACCGGGGAGCUUAACAAAACUCCCCCCUACAGAAGACGCCUUCGUCCAAUGACUCUUAUGUGUAAUGUAAUAGAACUGAGAGUCAUGAUCAAGGGCCAGGCUACUAGCCAGCCCUGUACAGAACAGAGUCUAUUGAAAGCUCCAUUCAAUGACCCAUGCUGAAAAUGAGUGUGAUAUUCUGUUGCAAAAAAGCUACUUGCAUUCAGUAGUUAUUGUAAAGCUGUUAUUGGAUUGCUAAUGUAACAGGCUUCACGCUGCUGCUUAGCAGAAUUGCUUCCUUGCUCACAACAUCCUUACCCGUACUUGAUCUGGCACUCUCUACCUCGCCAAUACACGUGACCAACCAUUUGACAAUUAACAAACCAGUUAUGCCACCGAAAAGGAUCUGUGUGAUGGCACAUCGAACUUAUGAGACAGUCUUAUCUCUGUUACACAAACAUCCUCCUCUUCUUUCCGUGUGGGUCUCAUUUUGCAAAAAUAAAGGAUGAAGUUAUAGAAGGAUUUUGAGUGCCCACUGCCACCUAGCGAUCACGUUGCCGAUGGCCUCCAUUUUUGGAUAUAGGUUUACUUGAACAGGGACAAUGUUUUAUAUAUAUACUGAACAAAAAUAUAAACGCAACAUGUAAAGUGUUGGUCCCAUGUUUCAUGAGCUGAAAUAAAAGAUCCCAGAAAUGUUCCAUAGUCACUAAAAGCUUAUUUCUCUCAAAUUUUGUGGACAAAUGUGUUUACAUCCCUGUUAGAGAGCAUUUCUCCUUUGCCAAGAUAAUCCAUCCACCUGACAGGUGUGGCAUAUCAAGAAGCUGAUUAAACAGCACGAUCAUGACACAGGUGCACCUUGUGCUGGGGACAAUAAAAGGCCACUCUUAAAUGUGCAGUUUUUGUCACACAACGCCAUGCCACAGAUUCCUCAAAUUUUGAGGGAGCGUGCAAUUGGCAUGCUGACUGCAGUAAUGUCCACCAGAGCUUUUGCCAGGGCAUUUAAUGUUCAUUUCUCUACCAUAAGCCGCCUUCAACGUCAUUUUAGAGAAUUUAGCAGUACAUCCAACCGGCCUCACAACCGCAGACCACGUGUAACCUUGCCAGCCCAGGACCUCCACAUCCGGCUUCUUCACCUGCUGGAUCGUCUGAGUCCAGCCACCCAGACAGCUGAUGAAAUUGAGUAUUUCUGUCUGUAAUAAAGCCCUUUUGUUGGGAAAAACUCAUUCUGAUUGGCUGGGCCUGGCUCCCAAGUGGGUGGGCCUAUGCCCUUCCGGGCCCACCCAUGGCUGCGCCCCUGCCCAUCAUGUGAAAUCCAUAAAUUAGGGCCUAAUUUAUUUAUUUCAAUUUACUGAUUUCAUUAUAUGAACUGUAACUCAGUAAAAUUUUUGCCUGUUGCGUUUAUAUUUUUGUUCAGUAGGUUUAUUUGAACAGGGACAAUGUACAACAAAAACACAAGUCUCAGUACACUUGAUGAGUUGUUCCAUAUUUAGCUAACAGCUCAUUUCCAGAGGUAACCGUGUGUGCAGGAUUAUUUAUUUUUCUAUAAAGAGGUAACUUUAAUUUCGGUCAGUAUUCCAACAUCAGGAAUUAAUCUCUUAAUUUCCCAACAACAUUAAUUUAAAAAAAACAAAUAAACAUUGCCAACUCCUGCCAUCCCUCGUGACAUAAUGAAAACACCUAGCUUUGUUUAAUUAUUAAUUAAUUAUCAGUGUAUUUGGAGAUAUAAUUUUCAGGAAGUCUGUUUAUUGGGACACAAACAUCAGGUGCUAAACUAAGUAUGGACAGAAUAAAAAAAGUACAAAAUAUAUUUAAAAUAACAAAAACAUUGAUGGAAAUAUGAAUACCAGCAUACUAUAAAUAUUACUUUGAAUAAAUCAAUUAGGCUUCAACAAUGCUCCACAUAGCCGCAGUAUCAGGUGCAUGUUGCGUCCAGUUUGGCAAUGUAUCCCCUACAAGCCACAGCCAAUGUAAAUCGGCACGAUAAAGGCAAUAAGUAAUGCAACGUAAAUGUAUUUACAUUCUGUACCUUUAAACCAUUUUAUAUUUACAUUCUAUGAUCAUUAUAAACAGUGUCAUAUUAAUUUAGAUGUCGGAUCAAUGUUUGACAUGUGAGAUGUGUCACGUUUAAGCAAUAAGGCCAGAGGGACUGUGGUAUAUGGCCGAGGAAAAAAAAUCCAGAAAAUCACAUUGUAGGAUUUUUAAUGAAUUUAUUUGCAAAUUAUGGUGGAAAAUAAGUAUUUGGUCACCUACAAACAAGCAAGAUUUCUGGCUCUCACAGACCUGUAACUUCUUCUUUAAGAGGCUCCUCUGUCCUCCACUCGUUACCUGUAUUAAUGGCACCUGUUUGAACUUGUUAUCAGUAUAAAAGACACCUGUCCACAACCUCAAACAGUCACACUCCAAACUCCACUAUGGCCAAGACCAAAGAGCUGUCAAAGGACACCAGAAACAACAUUGUAGACCUGCACCAGGCUGGGAAGACUGAAUCUGCAAUAGGUAAGCAGCUUGGUUUGAAGAAAUCAACUGUGGGAGCAAUUAUUAGGAAAUGGAAGACAUACAAAACCACUGAUAAUCUCCCUCGAUCUGGGGCUCCACGCAAGAUCUCACCCCGUGGGGUCAAAAUGAUCACAAGAACGGUGAGCAAAAAUCCCAGAACCAUACGGGGGGACCUAGUGAAUGACCUGCAGAGAGCUGGGACCAAAGUAAAAAAGCCUACCAUCAGUAACACACUACGCCGCCAGGGACUCAAAUCCUGCAGUGCCAGACGUGUCCCCCUGCUUAAGCCAGUACAUGUCCAGGCCCGUCUGAAGUUUGCUAGAGUGCAUUUGGAUGAUCCAGAAGAGGAUUGGGAGAAUGUCAUGUGGUCAGAUGAAACCAAAAUAGAACUUUUUGGUAAAAACUCAACUCGUCGUGUUUGGAGGACAAAGAAUGCUGAGUUGCAUCCAAAGAACACCAUACCUACUGUGAAGCAUGGGGGUGGAAACAUAAUGCUUUGGGGCUGUUUUUCUGCAAAGGGACCAGGACGACUGAUCCGUGUAAAGGAAAGAAUGAAUGGGGCCAUGUAUCGUGAGAUUUUGAGUGAAAACCUCCUUCCAUCAGCAAGGGCAUUGAAGAUGAAACGUGGCUGGGUCUUUCAGCAUGACAAUGAUCCCAAACACACCGCCCGGGCAACAAAGGAGUGGCUUCUUAAGAAGCAUUUCAAGGUCCUGGAGUGGCCUAGCCAGUCUCCAGAUCUCAACCCCAUAGAAAAUCUUUGGAGGGAGUUGAAAGUCCGUGUUGCCCAGCGACAGCCCCAAAACAUCACUGCUCUAGAGGAGAUCUGCAUGGGGAAUGGGCCAAAAUACCAGCAACAGUGUGUGAAAACCUUGUGAAGACUUACAGAAAACGUUUGACCUGUGUCAUUGCCAACAAAGGGUAUAUAACAAAGUAUUGAGAAACUUUGGUUAUUGACCAAAUACUUAUUUUCCACCAUAAUUUGUAAAUAAAUUCCUUAAAAAUCCUACAAUGUGAUUUUCUGGAAUUUUUUUUUUCAUUUUGUCUGUCAUAGUUGACAGACAAACUUGCACAAUUGGUGGCUGACUAAAUACUUUUUUCCCCCACUGUAUACCACGGCUAUGGGCUGUUCUUAAGCACGACGCAACGUGGAGUGCCUGGAUACAGCCCUUAGCCGUGGUAUAUUGGUCAUAUACCACAAACCCCUGAGGUGCCUUAUUGCUAUUAUAAACUGGUAACCAACGUAAUUAGAGCAGUAAAAAUACAUGUUUUGUCAUACUGGUGGUAUACGGUCUGAUAUAUCACGGCUGUCAGCCAAUCAGCAUUCAGGGCUCGAACCAACCAGUUUAUAAUAUGUAUUGUAGUUGGUGGAGGAAGGUCCUCUCCACUCCCUCUGAGUAUUUUACACCACUGACUCAUUUACACAAUGGAAACACCUGGUUCAGACAGAGGCAGUAUCGACUGAUACAGAGACCUUCCCUGGUAAGAUCCUCUGUGAAUUUAUAGUAGAGAUGAAUGGAAAGACUGUCUCUUUAAAGGUGUGUUUGAAUGUGUGUAGUUUAGUGUUAUCGACUGGAUCAACAAACGAAAGCUCUCCCUUUUUCCAGUCCAGCUGUAUUCUGAUUAUUUGGGGCUUUCUCACUUGGAAUGGAGUCGAAGGAGUACAGAUACCAACAUGUUUCAAGCAGACCACCAUAGUCCCUUAGACUAAACACCUCCCUCUGCAACUGGAUCAUGGACUUCCUGACGAGCCGCCCCCAGGUGGUGAGGUAACAACACGUCUGCCACGCUGAUCCUCAACACGGGGGCCCCUCAGGGGUGCGUGCUCAGUCCCCUCCUGUACUCCCUGUUCACCCAUGACUGCAUGGCCAGGCACGACUCCAACACCAUCAAGUUUGCCGACGACACAACAGUGGUAGGCCUGAUCACCGACAACGAUGAGACAGCCAAUAGGGAGGAGGUCAGAGACCUGGCCGUGUGGUGCCAGGAUAACAACCUCUCCCUCAACGUGAUCAAGACAAAGGAGAUGAUUGUGGACUACAGGAAAAAAAAGAGGACUGAGCACGCCCCCAUUCUCAUCGAAGGGGCUGUAGUGGAACAGGUUGAGAGCUUCAAGUUCCUUGGUGUCCACAUCACCAACGAACUAUCAUGGUCCAAACACACCAAGACAGUCGUGAAGAGUGCACGACAAAACCUAUUCCCCCUCAGGAGACUGAAAAGAUUUGGCAUGGGUCCUCAGAUCCUCAAAAAGUUAUACAGCUGCACCAUCGAGAGCAUCCUGACUGGUUGCAUCACCGCCUGGUAUGGCAACUGCUUGGCCUCUGACCGCAAGGCACUACAGAGGGUAGUGCGUACGGCCCAGUACAUCACUGGGGCCAAGCUUCCUGCCAUACAGGACCUCUAUACCAGGCGGUGUCAGAGGAAGGCCAUAAAAAUUGUCAAAGACUCAAGCCACCCUAGUCAUAGACUGUUCUCUCUGCUACCGCACGGCAAGUCUAGGUCCAAAAGGCUUCUCAACAGCUUCUACCCCCAAGCUAUAAGACUCCUGAACAGCUAAUCAUGGCUACCCCGACUAUUUGCACUGCCCCCCCACCCCAUCCCCCUCUUUUAUGCUGCUGCUACUCUGUUUACUAUUUAUGCAUAGUCACUUUAACUCUACCCCCAUGUACAUAUGACCUCAAUUACCUCGACUAGCCGGUGCCCCCGCACAUUGACUCUGUACCGGUACCCCCCCCCCCCCUGUAUAUAGCCUCCCUACUGUUAUUUUAUUUUACUGCUGCUAUUUGCCUUUAUUUUCAAUUUUUCUUUCAUUAACACUUUUUUAUUUUACAUUUUUCAUAAAAAGAAAACUGCAUUGUUGGAUAAGGGCUUGUAAGUAAGCAUUUCACUGUAAUGUCUACCUACACCUGCUGUAUUCGACGCAUGUGGCAAAUACAUUUAGAUUUGAUUUGAUAAUAUUCACCUCUUACAAACUCCACACCCCAGGAUCCAAAUUCAAAGCCACUGUCUCCCUUCCUCUGGACGGGCUGCAAGGCUACACCCAGGACCCAGCCUGUAUUUUAUCCAACCGCAAUGUCCCAGCUAUAUGUCCCUGAGCUAAAGCCCUCCGAGCCGAAGGCCACAAAGGGGUCAUCAAACCUCUCUAGGUUGUCAGGAUAAUGCUGUGGCUCAUCACUGUAUCUCACACUGGUCAGAUCCUCAGACAGGAUGAGACCUAUUCCUGCAGUGUUGGGGUCCAGAAUCACAGGGAUGUAUUUAACCAUUCCCUGCAUCUUCUCCCAGACUCUGAACUGCAGGUUGCCCAGGUGCUUUGCCACAUCGAUCAGAGCUCCUGUAACCUUCUGUGGAUUUCGCAGUGUGCACUGGGAUCUUUUCACCAUGGCCUUGUAGUUCUGCAGGAAUGAUACAUCUUCAUCUCCUAACUCCUCUAUGGCUCUGAUUGUGUCUGAAAGAGAUAAUAUCUCUCUGCUCAUCUCCUUAAUCAUCUUCUUCAUCUUUGGACUCUUCUGCUCCUCUUCCUUCCUCAGUGCAGCUAUCCUGGCCUCCUCUUCAUCUUGUAGAAACUGGUGAAGCUUCUCAAACUCCUUCUUAAUUUUCCUCGCUGUGUGCUGGGCCUGACUCUUAAUGUGCCCUGCUGUGUGAUUACAGAUCAGUUUAACUGCGUUGAAGACCUCCAGCUUCUUCUUUAAUGGCUUCAGUGCGGUCUUAACUUCCUCCUUAUGAUCCAUUGCAGCUUCAUCUAUGGGGAUGCAGUCAUGCUUUUUAUGUUUCUUUGAAUCCCGACACACCACCCAGGUGGGCUGUUUGUCAUCCAGACAGAAUAGUUUUAGUUUCUCACGGUGUUGACUGCAGAGCACCUCAGACUUUUCUCCUCUAAGAAGACCUCGCACAGGUUCUUUAAAACCAGGUUACAUGGAGGGUUGUCCAUUGACAUUAUUUUCCGGCACAUUGGACAUUCCUGAGUUCCCUUCUAUUUCCAGAAUUAUUUCAGACAAACUUUGCAGAAGCUGUGUGUACAUGACAGGAAAACUGGCUCCUUGAAGAUGUCACAGCACACAGGACAGCAGAGAUCCUCCUCGGGGAGGGAAGGUUCAGAGGUCAUUGUUUCAUCACCACCAUAUCUCCUGUAAUGGCUCCAUUUCAGAAUAAGGCUGUAAUGUAACGAAAUGUACUGUAUAUCUCGUCACAUUAUGAGGAGAGAUACUGGCAUUUCCUCUAUCUUUUUGAAGGAGUUAUCAAAUGAAUGUGUUGAUUAUGACUUAAAGCAGCCGUUGUGUUUUGCAGGAAGUGUCUUAGCUGUGACCACGGCGGACCCUCAUGCCAGCGGCAAAACCAACCACUUUAUGGGCAUCUGCAUCCAGAGAGGUGGCCAUGGACUGGGAGCCACAUUUGUCCUGAGGAAUAUCAUCGACGGCCAGGGUGGGGAUAAUCAUGAAGUACACAAAAGUUAUCAUGUGAAGAGUGUGUAUGUGUGUGUGUUUUUGCACCGCCAAGACUCUUUGUUAAUUCAGUUGUAUAAGAGGUUAUAUUGCUUCCUGGAUAAAUAUCUCAGUUGGAUGAGUGUGACUGAAACAUCAGUUUCAGUCUGAAGUGUAGAACCUCAAUUUCCAUUGAUUUAGUGCAUGGGUGGCCAACACUCUUCCUGGAGAGCUACUGGGUAGGCAGGCUUUCACUCUCUCCUGGUUAGCAGCAAAUUAUACUGAACAACAAUAUAAACGCAACAUGCAAAGUGUUGGUUUCAUGAGCUGAAAUAAAAGAUCCCAGAAAUGUUCCAUAUGCACAAAAAGCUUAUUUCUCUCAAAUUUUGUGCACAAAUUUGUUUACAUCCCUGUUAGUGAGCAUUUCUCCUUUGCCAAAAUAAUCCAUCCACCUGACAGGUGUGGCAUAUCAAGAAGUUGAUUCAACAGCAUGAUCAUUACACAGGUGCACCUUGUGCUGGGGACAAUAAAAGGCCACUGUAAAAUGUGCAGUUUUUGUCACAACACAAUGCCACAGAUGUCUCAAGUUUUGAGGGAGCGUGCAAUUGGCAUGCUGACUGCAGGAAUGUCCACCAGAGCUGUUGCCAGAAAUGUGAUGUUAAUUACUCUACCGUAAGCUGCCUCCAACGUCAUUUUAGAGAAUUUGGCAGUAUGUCCAACCGGCCUCACAACCACAGACCACGUGUAACCACGCCAGCCCAGGACCUCCACAUCCGGCUUCUUCCCUGCGGGAUCGUCUGAGAUUAGCCACCUGGGCAGCUGAUGAAACUGUGGGUUUGCACAACCGAAGGAUUUCUGCACAAACUGUUAGACGUCCUCACCAGGGUCUUGACCUGACUGCAGUUCGGCGUCAUAAGCGACUUCAGUGGGCAUAUGCUUGUCGUGUCAUUCAUCCUCCGCCGUCAUGUUUCAGCAUGAUAAUGCACGGUCCCAUGUCACAAGGAUCUGCACACAAUUCCUUGAAGCUGAAAAUGUCCCAGUUCUUCCAUGGCCUGCAUACUCACCAUACAUGACACCCAUUGAGCAUGUUUGGGAUGCUCUGGAUUGACGUGUACGACAGCGUGUUCCAGUUCCCACCAAUAUCCAGCAACUUCACACAGCCAUUGAAGAGGAGUGAGACAACAUUCCACAACCAACAGCCUGGUCAACUUUAUGCGAAGGAGAUGUGUCGCGCUGCGUGAGGCAAAUGGUGGUCACACCAGAUACUGACUGGUUUUCUGAUCCACAGAAAUCCACACCCCUACCUUUUUUUAAGGUAUCUGUGACCAACAGAUGCAUAUCUGUAUUCCCAGUCAUGUGAAAUCAAUAGAUUAGGGCCUAAUGAUUUUAUUUCUAUUGACUGAUUUCCUUCUAUGAACUGUAACUCAGUAAAACCUUUGAAAUUAUUGCAUGUUGGUUUUAUAUUUUUGUUCAGUGUUGUAGAAUCAGGUGUUCUAGAUUAGGAUUGUAGUGAAAUCCAGCAGAAGGGUAAAUCCAGGACAAGGUUUGGGCAGACUUGGUUUAUUGUGUGCCUGUGACCUCUGAGUAAAGGCCAGGGGUGGCAAACUCACUUCCUGGAGGGCUUUGUCUGCUGGUUGUUGUUACUUCCUUUCAAUUCGUGUCCAAUUAAGUCCUGUUAGCACAGCUGAAAACUGGCAUUCCAGUCCUGGAGGGCCGAGCGUCUGCAGGUUUCGAUCCUCCUUUGUACUUGAUCCAUCAAUUAAGGUCACUGAUUAGUUAGGAACUCCCCUAACCUGGUUGGCAAUGAUAACCAUUGGCUGUGUAUCUCUCUCUCCCUCAGGAGUUGAGAUCUGCUAUGAGAUGUACAGCCCGCGGCUGCAGCAGCUGGAGGUCCUGAAGCUGGAGAAGAGGCUGGACAACAAUCUGAUGUACCUGAGAGAUGCCCUGCCCGAGUACAGCACCGUGGACUUGGACAUGAAGCCCGUGCCCCACUCUGUCACCGGGGACGUGCCCAUCAAUAAAGUAAAUGGCUAGCUUCCGCUCUCUCAUAACACAUAGUUAUUAUUCAAUCAAUUAAUCAUCUUGACCUCUGAAUAGACAGCAUAUAUGGCAGUUAGCUCAGCUCAAAUCAAACUUGAGUUCUUUAUUAUGUUUAACACAAUGCUGAGACACUUAAUAUUUAGACCUAUGUUUCACUUAACAACUGAAGUCUGUUAACAUAACAUGGAAGUGGCCUUUGUUUUAUAAAGAACAUGUAUUGCUAACAACAUGAUUGGUACAGAUUCAUUACCCGAGGCCUGUCUGUACAGAGCAGUAUUGGUUUGACCUCCACUACCGUUCAAAAGUUUGGGGUCACUUAGAAAUAAAAAAUUUUUUGGAUCAGAAAUACAGUGUAGACAUUGUUAAUGUUGUAAAUGGCUAUUGUAGCUGGAAACUGCUGAUUGUUAAUGGAAUAUCUACAUAGGCAUACAGAGGCCCAUUUAUCAGCAACCAUCAGUCCUGUGUUCCAAUGGCACGUUGUGUUUGCUAAUCCAAGUUUAUCAUUUUAAAAGGCUAAUUGAUCAUUAGAAAACCCUCUUGCAAUUAUGUUAGCACAGCUGAAAACUGUUGUGCUGAUUAAGAAGCAAUAAAACUGGCAUUCUUGAGACUAGUUGUGUAUCUGGAGCAUCAGCAAUUGUGGUUUCGAUUGCAGGCUCAAAAUGGCCAGAAACAAAUAACUUUCUUCUGAAACUCGUCAGUCUAUUCUUGUUCUGAGAAAUGAAGUCUAUUCCAUGCGAGAAAUUGCCAAGAAACUGAAGAUCUCGUACAACGCUGUGUACUACUCCCUUCACAGAACAGCGGAAACUGGCUCUAACCAGAAUAGAAAGAGGAGUGGGAGUCCCCGGUGCACAACUGAGUGAGAGGACAAAUACAUUAGUGUCUAGUUUGAGAAACAGACGCCUCAUAUGUCCUCAACUGGCAGCUUCAUUAAAUAGUACCCGCAAAACACCAGUCUCAAUAUCAACAGUGAAGAGGCGACUCCGGGAUGCUGACCUUCUAGGCAGAGUUGCAAAGAAAAAGCCAUAUCUCAGACUGGCCAAUAAAAAUAAAAGAUUAAGAUGGGCAAAAGAACACAGACACUGGACAGAGGAAGAUUGGAAAAAAGUGUUAUGGACAGACGAAUCAAAGUUUGAGGUGUUCGGAUCACAAAGAAGAACAUUUGUGAGACGCAGACCAAAUGAAAAGAUGCUGGAGGAGUGCUUGAUGCCAGCUGUCAAGCAUGGUGGAGGCAAUGUGAUGGUCUGGGGGUGCUUUGGUGGUGGUAAAGUGGGAGAUUUGUACAGGGUAAAAGGGAUCUUGAAGAAGGAAGGCUAUCACUCCAUUUUGCAGCGCCAUGCCAUACCCUGUGGACGGCGCUUGAUUGGAGCCAAUUUCCUCCUACAACAGGACAAUUAACCAAAGCACAGCUCCAAACUAUGCAAGAACUAUUUAGGGAAGAAGCAGUCAGCUGAUAUUCUGUUUAUAAUGGAGUGGCCAGCACAGUCAUCGGAUCUCAACCCUAUUGAGCUGUUGUGGGAGCAGCUUGACUGUAUGGUACGUAAGAAGUGUCCAUUAAGCCAAUCCAACUUGUGGGAGGUGCUUCAGGAAGCAUGGUGUGAAAUCUCUACAGAUUACCUCAACAAAUUGACAACUAAAAUGCCAAAGGUCUGCAAGGCUGUAAUUGCUGCAAAUGGAGGAUUCUUUGACGAAAGCAAAGUUUGAAGGACACUAUUAUUAUUUCAAUUAAAAAUCAUUAUUUCUAACCUUGUCAAUGACUACAUUUCCUAUUCAUUUUGCUAUAUUUCCUAUUCAAACUCAUUUCAUGUAUGUUUUCAUGGAAAACAAGGACAUUUCUAAGUGACCCCAAACUUCUGAACAGUGUAUAUCUCUCUCCCCCUCUAGACCAGAGUGCGUAUGCGUCCCAAGCCAUGGUCCAAGCGCUGGGAGCGGCCCAAGUACAACGUGCAGGGCAUCCGCUUCGACCUGUGCCUGUCACCCGAGAAGCUGGAGCACGCCCAGACGUGGGAGGAGCCCUGGCGGGAGCAUGACAUGCUGAAGGAGUACGACACCACGGCCCUGGAGGAGCGCAUCUUCAAGGAGGUGCAGACUGAGAUGAGCAAGUGA
Messenger RNA from Coregonus sp. 'balchen', 12319 nucleotides. NCBI's taxonomy places the organism in Eukaryota, Metazoa, Chordata, Actinopteri, Salmoniformes, Salmonidae. The record is from the annotation of a GenBank genome assembly.